CUCGGGCUGCGCGCCGGAGGAGUGCUUGCGCAGUCUGCGUGCCAGACGGACUGGUACCUGGGGCCCGACGACUGCAUCUGCAUGAACAGCACCAACGGGGCUCUGCUCGUGACGCAGACCUUUCGCUGCUGCAGGUCGACCGGCUACAAGACGGCACAGAGCAUAUGCGGCGUGGACAGGGACAACCGCCAGGACUUCAAGGACUGCUGCAAGGAUCUGAAUCAGAAAAGCGUCAUUGGCCACUGCCGGUGA
This is a messenger RNA of Lasiosphaeria miniovina, 252 nucleotides long. RefSeq lists its product as uncharacterized. The annotation marks the transcript as partial. Lineage: Eukaryota; Fungi; Ascomycota; Sordariomycetes; Sordariales; Lasiosphaeriaceae. The record is from RefSeq and is a predicted model, not a curated record. The transcript is spliced from 2 exons.